UACGCAAGCUACUUAAACCAGGGCGACCACCAACCACGUUGUUGCAACAAUAACAGGAACAGCAACACAACAGCAACAGGAACAACAACAACAACGGGAGCAGGGACAUUCCAACAGCAAUUCAUUCUAAAAACAACGCAAACAACACAACCAAGGACAUGGACUCGUCGUUGUCGUGCACGCUGUUUGUCGUGUUGAUCUUCCUUGUGAUAAUUAAAGAAAGCCGUCAGGGACCACAUGAGAAACGUUUACUGAAUCACCUGCUCUCCACAUACAAUACACUGGAGCGACCUGUUGCAAAUGAAUCGGAUCCACUGGAAGUCAAAUUUGGGCUGACACUGCAGCAAAUCAUCGAUGUGGACGAAAAGAAUCAGAUUCUGACCACAAAUGCGUGGUUAAAUUUGGAAUGGAACGAUUACAAUUUGCGCUGGAACGAAACGGAAUAUGGCGGAGUCAAGGAUCUCCGCAUCACACCCAACAAACUAUGGAAACCCGAUGUGCUCAUGUAUAAUAGAAUAUCUGUAAAGAAACGAUUCGAUGGCACGUAUCACACCAACAUUGUGGUCAAACAUAACGGCAGUUGUCUGUACGCCCCUGGUAUCUUCAAGAGCACAUGCAAGAUAGACAUCACGUGGUUCCCAUUUGAUGACCAACAUUGCGAAAUGAAAUUCGGUAGUUGGACUUACGACGGAAAUCAGUUGGAUUUGGUUUUGAAUUCCGAAGAUGGAGGGGAUCUUUCCGAUUUCAUAACAAAUGGCGAGUGGUACUUGCUUGCCAUGCCCGGAAAGAAGAAUACCAUAGUCUACCAGUGCUGCCCAGAGCCAUAUGUCGAUAUCACCUUUACUAUACAAAUUCGACGACGUACUUUAUAUUAUUUUUUUAAUUUAAUUGUGCCAUGCGUGCUUAUAUCAUCGAUGGCCCUUCUUGGCUUCACAUUGCCCCCCGACUCAGGCGAAAAAUUAACGCUGGGAGUUACAAUUCUUCUAUCGCUCACAGUGUUUCUCAACCUUGUAGCUGAGACAUUGCCCCAAGUAUCUGAUGCAAUCCCCUUGUUAGGUGUUACAAUUCUACUUUCGCAAACAGUUUUCUCUUUAUUGGUCGGUAAUGUUAUAACAAAGACGAGCGAGGCCGUACCGCUGCUAGGUACUUAUUUCAACUGCAUCAUGUUCAUGGUUGCAUCGUCUGUGGUGCUAACGGUUGUGGUACUCAACUAUCAUCAUCGCACAGCGGAUAUACACGCAAUGCCACCGUGGAUCAAAUCCGUUUUCCUACAAUGGCUGCCUUGGAUAUUACGCAUGGGUCGGCCUGGUCGCAAGAUCACGCGCAAAUCAAUAUUAUUAAGCAAUCGCAUGAAAGAGCUGGAAUUGAAGGAACGUUCUUCCAAAUCCUUGCUAGCCAAUGUUCUCGAUAUCGAUGACGAUUUUCGUCAUACAAUAUCAGGAUCACAGACUGCCAUCGGUUCGUCGGCGAGCUUUGGCCGGCCCACAACGGUGGAAGAACACCACACUGCAAUAGGCUGCAAUCACAAAGAUUUAACCUUAAUUCUUAAAUUACAAUUUAUAACAGCGCGCAUGCGCAAAGCUGACGAUGAAGCGGAAUUGAUAAGCGAUUGGAAAUUCGCUGCAAUGGUUGUGGAUAGAUUUUGUUUAAUUGUUUUUACGCUCUUUACGAUUAUUGCAACGGUAACUGUGCUGCUCUCAGCUCCUCACAUAAUUGUGCAAUAAGACCGCACAAUUUAGACAUUUAAGCUACACUGACUCACACACACACAUGCAUUCAUGGUGUAUACAGUUAAUGUAUAUGAGGAGGCAUUAAGUUAAGUUCAUUUUCCAAAAACAAAAACUAGCAAAGCUGCUUCAAUACAAAGCAUAUGAUAAAAAAAAUACAAAUUGUUAAUUACAUUUUUAAGUCAAAGCAAAAAA
Drosophila innubila is the source of this 1922-nucleotide messenger RNA. RefSeq names its product acetylcholine receptor subunit alpha-type acr-16 (gene nAChRalpha6). The record is from RefSeq and is a predicted model, not a curated record. Gene Ontology annotation, biological process: nervous system process; regulation of membrane potential; monoatomic ion transmembrane transport. Gene Ontology annotation, cellular component: neuron projection; synapse; postsynaptic membrane. Lineage: Eukaryota; Metazoa; Arthropoda; Insecta; Diptera; Drosophilidae. Gene Ontology annotation, molecular function: transmembrane signaling receptor activity; acetylcholine-gated monoatomic cation-selective channel activity.